CUGCCAUGUUUACCAAAGGAAGAGAGAAGCCAAAAUGUUGAAGUAGUCUACAUGCAAAAUAUAAAGCUGUUUUAUAGAACCAUCCAAAGUUAAAUGCCCCAGCUUAGUUUAUUAUGCCACUACAGAUGUAUGCACAGGUGCAAUUUUUAGUCUCGUUUGUAAACCAACCUAAAGUAAGCUAAACUAAGCUAAGCUAAGCUAAGCCAAGCCUCGCUAGCUAAUCAACAUUAGCCAGAGUUAGCAAAUGGUUGGCAAUUAGUUUACAAUUUCGAUAAGGAUGUAUACGCUGCUAUCUGGGUUGUAUAAAUAUAUGUUCCAAAAAGACGAAUACUGUAUCUUGAUCCUUGGACUGGAUAAUGCAGGAAAAACGACCUUUCUGGAGCAGACUAAAACAAAGUUCAGUAAGAACUACAAGGGAAUGAGUUUGUCGAAGAUCACCACGACAGUUGGCCUGAAUAUUGGCACAAUCGAUGUAAGCAAGGCCCGUCUAAUGUUCUGGGAUCUUGGAGGUCAGGAAGAACUUCAGUCAUUGUGGGACAAAUACUAUGCUGAGUCCCAUGGAGUUAUCUAUGUAAUAGAUUCCACAGAUGAGGAGCGUCUAUCACAGUCGAAGGAGGCAUUUGAGAAAAUGAUUAGCAGCGAGACUUUAGAAGGUGUCCCACUCCUUGUACUGGCAAACAAGCAGGAUGUAGAGAACUGUUUGUCUGUGCCGGACAUCAAAACAGCUUUUAGUGACUGUGCUCCAAAGAUCGGAAAGCGAGAUUGUCUGGUGCAGCCUUGUACUGCCCUCACAGGGGAUGGGGUUCAUGAAGGUAUUGAGUGGAUGGUGAAAUGUGUGAUCAGGAACAUCCACCGGCCACCAAGGCAGAAGGAUAUUACUUAAGAAGCGAGCUACAGAAACUGCUCAGAAACACCUGGACUUAACACUCAUUUUGCUCUCCAUGAAGACCUGCAGUAUAAAACCCAAUAGCGCUCCUCUUUCCCUGUGUUUGAGUGACUGCUGUGAAUAUGAGCCAUCAGUUUGGGUUUUUAGUUUACAGACUUAUUACAGAUUGUGUGUGAGAGUAUUUGUAUUAUUAUACAUCAUAUGAGAUGUGUAUUGACUAUACAGUUUUGAAGCAGUGUUGUCUCUUCUGCUCGGUGUAGGGAUGGUUUAUUAUCUGACCCGCCACUAAACCUCUGUUUCUGAGGUUUACUGAUAAGUCGAUUUCUCAUCCUGUCACUGUUUUGUGUAAAACUGACAUUAUUUUUAGUUCUAUCAUUGAUUUACACAAAUACGAUUUGUUUUUUGUUUUUUUCAAACCUGUUUCUUUUUCUCUGUGCAUAAAAUGAAUAUUGACUAACUGGUGAAACCAUCCGUUGUAACUAGUUGUACAGCUGACCGCCCUCAACUCCCAACAACCCAUAGUCUACUUCUCGUAAUGAAAAAAUUGGCCUAACUUAUGGUGGACCAUUUAACAUUUUCACUUAAAUUUUAUAUAUGGAGUGAUGUCAAAUCUCAACAGCAAUGUCCUCUGUCACAGACAAAUAAUACGUCAUUGUAAUAAACCUGGAAUUUUAGAAAAGCAACCUGUCAGUAAUCAUUUAUAGGGAGACUGGGGAUGGUUGUAACACUUUUUGUCUGUUUGUUAUAACGCGCAGUGUUAGAGCUCUCAAAUUUUGACACAAAGAGUGCUACAAAAACGAAUGUUUACAAAACUAUAUCACAGAAUUAAUUAACUGAUGUCAAAUACAAGGAGUUCCAUUGCUACAACCCCCAGUACUGGGUUGUAACACGACAUAUGGUAAGUUGUAAAAAUAAGAAACAAGAAUUAAAAAUUGA
Messenger RNA from Lampris incognitus (smalleye Pacific opah), 1822 nucleotides. It is a transcript of the gene arfrp1, whose product is annotated as ADP-ribosylation factor related protein 1. Gene Ontology annotation, cellular component: Golgi apparatus. Gene Ontology annotation, molecular function: GTPase activity; GTP binding. Bases 278 to 883 code for a protein of 201 amino acids. Gene Ontology annotation, biological process: regulation of microtubule polymerization or depolymerization; Golgi to plasma membrane protein transport; protein localization to organelle. The record is from RefSeq and is a predicted model, not a curated record. The transcript has 7 exons. Lineage: Eukaryota; Metazoa; Chordata; Actinopteri; Lampriformes; Lampridae.